Molecule: messenger RNA, 2458 nt
Organism: Saccostrea cuccullata (small rock oyster)
Lineage: Eukaryota; Metazoa; Mollusca; Bivalvia; Ostreida; Ostreidae
Product: ADAM 17-like protease
Exons: 22
Coding region: 112-2286 (724 amino acids)
Biological process (GO): membrane protein ectodomain proteolysis; Notch signaling pathway
Cellular component (GO): plasma membrane
Molecular function (GO): metalloendopeptidase activity
Source: RefSeq, a predicted model, not a curated record
CCGGAAAUUACUUGGCCUACUUUGUUUUUGCUUUUGGAAGAGUCGGCGGCGAGUCGCUAAAGUUUGGGGGCCUUGGCCUAAGAACUCGAUGUUCUUGAUUUCUAUGGCAGCAUGAUUUUAUUUGUGUAUAUAACUUUUCUCUACUGUUUUCUAUCUGCAUACGGAAUAGAAGAUUUAAAGUAUUAUGAAUUUUUAAAGAAAUCUGACCUUAAUCGAAGAGUUCGUCGAAGCGUUGAUCCGCGACCACAGGCAGCCAUCCAUGAGGUGUCAUUUGAAAGUUUUGGAAGAAAAUUUCACCUGCUUCUGAAGCCAUCCGUUCCAAUAUCAAGUGAUUUUAAAGCCUCUGCGAUCCACAAAGAUGGAAGUACCUCAGAGUUUUCUGUCAAUACUGACAUCUUUUUCGAGGGAACGUCUAAAUCAGACCCUGGUUCUACGGUUCACCUACAAUGGGAAAAUGAGCUUGCCAACAUCUUUGUCAAUACAAAAGAUGAAAAAUACUUUUUUGAACCAAUGUGGAAACAUGUAUCAGGGUCGUCCAAUGACUCUAUGAUAGCUUACAGACAAUCAGAUAUGAAAUGGAGGCCAGAGGAUUCUACCAUGGGGGUCAGGGAAUCUUUGUGCAAUGCGACAAGGGGAACAACUCUUACUAGAGCAGAAAAUUUGGAGGAUGGCUUACGACUUUUUCCAUUGUAUGAAGACACAGCAAGUCCCUUAAGAAGAAAGCGUCAGACUAUGUCCUAUGUCGGUUCCCACACAGUUUGCCGAUUAAUAGUCGUGGCCGAUUACUACUUUUACAGCAAUCUAGGUCGUAGGAACAGGAGAACUACAGGAGAAUACAUUAUUGGAAUCAUUGGCAGGGUGAAUGCUAUCUACAAAGCUACAAUGUGGCCUGAUUUCAACUCCAACAUCAAGAAUCUGGGAUUUGAAAUUGCAGAGCUGGUUGUCCACGAUUCCUACACGGUUGUUCCUCCCAAUGGUUUACACUACAACAUGGCGAAUCGACCCCAGGACAUGGGACUGGUACUAGAUAUGUUUGGUUGGGAGGAUCAGAAGCAUGCCUCGUACUGUUUAGCUCACCUGUUCACGUAUCAGUCGUUCCCGGGGAAACUGGGUCUUGCCUACAUUGCCUCCCACAGGAUCAAUGACCUAGGAGGAAUGUGUUCCCCAGUGGCAUGGAAGGACAAUAGGAGAAUGGCCGCCAACACCGGGCUGAGUACGUACAGAAAUCCUGAUGGAAGUCAGGCCCUCGUUCAUCAAGCCACCAUUACUACAGCUCAUGAGUUGGGUCAUAACUGGGGGAGUGAGCACGACCCAGAUACCGAUUCCUGUGCCCCGUCCACCUCAUCGGGGGGCCGGUUCAUCAUGUAUCCCUCCGCAGUCUCGGGGUACGAGAAAAAUAAUCAGCUGUUUUCUCCAUGCAGCAGACAGCAUAUAUUCAAUGUCAUCAAGACAAAGGGCUACAGCUGUUUUAAAGAGGCCUCAGCUACAGGUCAAGGUUUAUGUGGAAAUGGACGCGUCGAUAAAAACGAGGACUGUGACGCGGGCUACACGGGGGACAGGUGCUGUAACGACAAAUGUCAGUUCAGGGCCAAGUUUAUGAAAUGCAGUCCUAUGAACUUUGCCUGCUGUGUUAAUUGUACUGUGGCCCCUAUAGGGUACACCUGUCUAGACCAUGUAGAUGAUAACUUUGACUGUAAGGGGAAGUCACACUGCAGUGGUAAAGAUCUGACCUGCCCGAACGCCCUACCUAAGAUUGAUGGUACACCAUGUCAUAAUGGAUUUGGAAAAUGUAGGAAUGGAAAAUGUUUAGAUGCUUGUCAACAAGUUAAUAGGAAUCCAUGUCUGUGCAAAGGAGAUGAUGCCUGUAAGACGUGCUGCUUCAAGCCCAACACGGAGAUCUGUGAACCAUUAUCAGACCAAUCAGAUCAAUUCCUGGAGGAUGGGAGGCCCUGUUAUGAUGGCUUCUGUAAAAAGGGAAAAUGUGAGAAAUCCCAGUCAAAAUUAGUACAGAGGUUAUUUUCAAUCAUCCAAUCUUUCAGCAUAGAUCAAAUAGCUGUAUUUAUGAAGAACAACAUUGUAUGGACAGUCCUGAUCCUGGCUAUACCUGUGUGGAUUUUAGGCAUUUACAUCAUAAACAAAUUCGAUGAAAGAGAGGAGAUGAAGGACCAACCAGCCAGAAAUCGCAAGCGUGAUGCGGAAUCAAGAAGAAGAAUAUUAUUAACAGAAAAUGAGAAGAUAAUAGAUGCACCAAGGAAACCGUUCAAUACAGCAAAUCCAGUAGUCUAGUUCAUACUGAUCAGUGCAAUGUUUUACAUUAGUCUCCUUCCUUCCCAUUGGUUGAUCUUGUUAACCUUUUUCCCAUUGGUUAAUCUGUCUUCCAAUUAAAUGUCUGUGAUUGGAUGAAAACUGCAGGAAUUUACAUGACUUCAAAGUGCCCUUUCUGUUUUCUAUGCUCUCU